Arabidopsis arenosa is the source of this 686-nucleotide messenger RNA. Lineage: Eukaryota; Viridiplantae; Streptophyta; Magnoliopsida; Brassicales; Brassicaceae. The record is from the annotation of a GenBank genome assembly.
CAAAGAUCAUCUCUAACUUUAAAUAGAAAAAAAAAAAAACAGGAUUCACUGCUAGCUAGCUACAGAAGGUUUGAUCACAUGGAAGAUCGAAAAGAGAACAAGAACUCGCCAUGGCUAUCAGUACCACAGUUUGGAGAUUGGGAUCAAAAAGGAGGAUCAAUUGAUUACUCAAUGGAUUUCUCAAAGAUCAGAGAGAUGAGGAAACUUAACAAGAGAGAUGCUUCUCGAGCCAGUCUUGGUAAUGAGGAAGAACUCAUUAACCCUUUUCAUAAUCAACCUCCUGUUGAUACUACCAAGCCUAAGAAGCUAACUACGGUUCACAGUGACAACAACAACCACAAUGAGUUCUCUCACCACCACCCACACUCUCCUUCUAGGAGGAGAGGAAUCUUCAGCUGCUUCAACUGCUGCGUUAAAGCUUAAAGGUGUUUACUUAUUUAUGAUAAUAAUAACAAGGGAUGAUAUUUGAAGACAGAAAUGAGAGAUGGUAGUGACACCUUGUUUUCACAUAUGUUUCUUCGGAUGCAUCAAUUAAAAUAUGUCUGUUGUUUACUUGUGUAUCUAACUAUGUUUGCUAAAAUAUUCUUUUUGUAAUUUUGUUUGAUUUAUGUAGACACUGAUCAUUUUCAUUAUUGUGUAAUGUAGGGAAGAUUUGUGAUACAUUACAAUAAUGCAUCUAGAUUAAU